AUUGGGCCAAAUCUUGAAUUGAAGAUUAGUGAGAUCCCACAAGUAUUCAAAGGGUGGCCUAUUGUUGUGUAAGUGGUUCAGUUUGACUUGUUAAACUGUUAAAGAGAGUGUUCUACUUCUUUCCAAAUCGCAAAGAAAGGCGAAAAUGGAGGGAUCUGACUCUGCUCUGAACCAUCCCUACUCGCCUCAAAAUGUAAAGCUGCCCGGAUUUGUACCUGGGUUCCUCUCACAGGUCACCAUUCUUGGCAUUUACGGCCUCGCUUCCCUAUUCGUCGUUUUCGUUACUUGGCUCAUCUCAGGAAGAGCCCCGAAGAAAUCAAAACUUGAUAGAUGGCUUAUGUGCUGGUGGGCUUUCACUGGCCUCACUCAUAUUAUACUUGAAGGAUAUUUUGCGUUCUCACCUGAGUUUUACAAGGAUAAGACUGGUUGUUUCCUUGCUGAAGUCUGGAAAGAAUACAGCAAAGGUGAUUCAAGAUACGCAUUCAGAGAUGCAGGAAUUGUUACCGUUGAAGGAAUAACUGCGGUUGUAGAGGGUCCGGCUUGCCUUCUUGCAGUGUAUGCAAUAGCUAAAGGCAAGUCAUAUAGCUACGUGCUCCAGCUAGCCAUUUCUUUGGGGCAGCUCUACGGAACUGCUGUAUAUUUCAUUACAGCCCUCUUGGAAGGUGACCACUUUGCUGCAAGUCAACUUUACUACUAUGAAUACUACAUUGCUGCAAAUGCUUCCUGGAUCGUUAUACCCACACUCAUUUCAAUCCGGAGUUGGAAGAGGAUUUGUGCAGCAGUACAGGCUCAAGGCCAGAAGAAGAACAAAACUCGCUGAGGUUGACUUAAUUUUACGGUUUACAAUUCUUGUAAUUCUGCAUUGUUCCAGUUAUAAACAUGUUUCUUUGGAAUAAUAGUUUUACAUUCUACACUCCAUUUGCAAAGCUUCUUUUAGAAUGUAAAAAAUUUGGUUUGUAGAUCCAAAUUUAUGAAACAGUCAGCAAGCAAUGAAUGGUUUAGAAGCUUUACAGACAAUCAAAGGUUUCUUA
Molecule: messenger RNA, 1031 nt
Organism: Argentina anserina (silverweed cinquefoil)
Lineage: Eukaryota; Viridiplantae; Streptophyta; Magnoliopsida; Rosales; Rosaceae
Product: probable 3-beta-hydroxysteroid-Delta(8),Delta(7)-isomerase
Exons: 4
Coding region: 146-820 (224 amino acids)
Biological process (GO): sterol biosynthetic process
Cellular component (GO): membrane; endoplasmic reticulum
Molecular function (GO): C-8 sterol isomerase activity; steroid Delta-isomerase activity; cholestenol delta-isomerase activity
Source: RefSeq, a predicted model, not a curated record